AUGAACGAAGACGCUCAUGAAAAUUGCGAAAAUCAUCCGGUGUUCGCCGUCUUCCUCCCUGACGAUGUAGCCAGCUCGCCAAAAACGUUUUACAACACAGCAAAAGAAGCGGCGAAAUGGGCCAACUCGCCAGAAUUGAAAGCAAAAGGGGCACGCUUUCGACGUUUUGACUCACCAGUGGCCGCGCAGCACUUUAUUGGAAGUCCGUUGGCCGUGUUCCGUGACAAUAGCCCUCAACUUACCGGAUCGGACCCGGCUGUUCCAUUCAAGGCGACGACAAAGAUCGAAAUGAACCGUCUGAAGCGUUUCGUGGAGCUCGAUCAGUUGUCGGAAUUCUCGCAAAUGGUUAUGGGGAAUCCACGUUAUCUAGUCAACACAUCGGGUGACUGUCCAGCAAUUGCCCAGGAGGGUUUUCGCUAUAAUGUACUACAUGUGGCUGCGAGAAGUGGUGCGGGGCUGGUGACCGCGAAGACGCUCGAACUUUGCGCGGACCCUGCAUUCUUGAGUCGACUCUACGGGACGGACGAAGCUGAUGUGCUGAUGCGGAGGGAUAAUAUUAUCCUUGGCUACCUGUGUACACCGGACAAAGGGAAUGUGGGAACGCCGCUCAUCAUGGCGCUGAAGUUUGGUCAAACGAAAGUGGUUCGUGCGAUCAUCGACUUCAUGAGACUGUCCGUAUGCGAACACCUGCGUCCACGGCUCGAGCUCAAUCUUUCGCAUCUUUUGGAUGAUGCUAUUCUGUGUGCGCGUUACAACGGCAAAGAGUCCAAGGAGGACGUCAAAAAUGAAAUAAAGAAACUUUUCAACACCUUCUACGUGCCGCUCUAUCGCUCGAUCGAUGCGUCGGCGCCUGCUAAAAUUCUGCUGCCCACGGAUUGUCCAAGGUUGCUCAUAACUCCACAUGCCGGCGACUGCUUGCCAAGCGCUUCGGGGUCUGAUCUGUUCUCAAUGGCCGUCAACUACAAACUCGCCGCCUGCGCCGGACCAUUCUUGGGAGAAGAAACGGCACAGGCGUUCCAAAAGGAUUGGGCGCGCAGCGGCUUCAAGGAGAAACGCAGUGACAUGGAAAAAGGCUUCGAACGUGUCGGUCGCCAACUGGCGCGCAAGUAUGGCGUCGAAUGGAGGGAGGCCUGGGUCUUCCUCGAGACGAUGUGCGACGUGACGACAGAAGAGGGCUUGCAGUUGGUAGACCACUAUCUACGAAAAAUGCGCCUGCAGCCUGACGAGUCCUUCGGCGACAGCACGCAGACAGAACCCCGAAAACAACUCUUCUUCGCCGAAGAAGACGACAUGGAGGGCGCUGGGGAUAUGCCCAGCGAAAACGAAGACUUCUGUGAUGCAGCUGAAAUGUUUGAAGAGCCUGACUCCGAAGAGCCGUCACCCGACGAUUCGCUGAUGGGGCUAACAAAGAGAAUGGAUGAAACUGCCAUUGAGGACGAAGCGAUGGAAUUCGAAGACUUGGCCUUGGUCUCGCCUGUACCCGAUGCGGGCGACGAGAAGAUGGAUGAUCAGGAAUCGAAGUCCGGCAUCGCGUCACUCAGCGACGAUGAGUACGACACGCCACCGCCAAGUCCGCCGCCCACCUAUCUAUUCGAGGAGCCGACAAAGCUGGACAACGACCUCUUCCUGGCCUUGAACGAGACACCAGAAGAGCGACUAGGCAAAUUCCCGCAGGUUUCGCUCUUCAUGCGCCAAAUGGGCCGCGUCGAAGAGCGGGCUCGACAAUGCUGGCCCGGCGUGGACAGUCCAAGAUGUCCGCGUACCCGAAGCCUGCAACGUCUGACCAAGGAGCGACGAUACACACCAAAAGGCACCCUUGAUUUG
This is a messenger RNA of Mesorhabditis spiculigera, 1824 nucleotides long. NCBI's taxonomy places the organism in Eukaryota, Metazoa, Nematoda, Chromadorea, Rhabditida, Rhabditidae. The record is from the annotation of a GenBank genome assembly.